UUAAGAAUUAAAAUGUGUCUCCCUUUCCCUCUUUCAAGUUGUACUCCACCUCGCAGUCUUCACUCUACUGAGUUCAACCUUUCCAUCAUCAAUCACGCUUCAAUCUGCAACCCCAUUCUUCAAAAGAUAGGAUCUUUGUUUUCAAUUGUGAUUCAGUGGAAAACUUGUUCUUAAGUGGGAAUUAGAGCUUCUAGAUUUUCCUUUGUAUUGGGGAUUUUUUUUGGCAGACUGUGAUCUUAUGGAACUUGACAGGUUAAAUACCCCAACCACGUUUGAAAUGCCGUUGGAGGUUUUGGGUCAUGAGUUGCAGUUUUCUCAGGAUCCCAAUUCCAAGCACUUAGGAACUACUGUAUGGGAUGCAUCACUUGUGUUUGCCAAGUUUCUUGAACGGAAUUGCAGAAAGGGAAGGUUUUCACCUGCUAAACUUAAAGGGAAACGUGUCAUUGAACUAGGAGCUGGCUGUGGUGUUUCUGGGUUUGGCAUGGCUUUACUGGGGUGUGAUGUCGUAGUGACCGACCAAAAAGAAGUUCUACCGUUGUUACAAAGAAAUGUUGAGCGUAAUGUUUCAAGGGUCAUGCAAAAGAGUCCUGAGUCAUUUGGUUCAAUCAAGGUUUCAGAGCUUCAGUGGGGAGACGAUAGUCACAUUAAAGCUGUUGAUCCUCCAUUUGACUACAUUAUUGGCACUGACGUUGUUUAUGUAGAGCAUCUACUGGAACCCCUAUUGCAGACAAUACUUGCUUUAUCUGGACCUAGGACUACAAUCUUGUUGGGCUAUGAGAUCCGUAACACACAGGUCCAUGAGAAGAUGCUUCAGAUGUGGAAAGAAAAUUUUGAUGUGAAGACUGUCUCGAAAUCUAAGAUGGAUGAAACAUAUCAACAUCCGAGUAUUCAACUCUUCAUUAUGGGAUCAAAACUUUCGGCAGAGUGCAGAGAGAAAUCAGGUCAGGCUACUUCUGGAAAAGAUGAUCUCGAAAUUGGCAUGGAGGAUAAAAACAGUGAGGAAAAUGUUGUUAUAGAAGGAUCUGGUCAUGUUGAAGAAAAUGUUGAGGAUCAUGCUAAGUCAAUCCCCCAAAAUGGAAAGCUUAGUGAGUGGGAAGCCAGAAGGUAUGGCGCAGUGGCUGCAAGGAUUUUGCGAAAUGUAAAAAUAUCCUAGUUCUGAGAAUUGCUCCCAGAGGUUUUUGGUCAUAUGAAAUAUGGUAGUGGUCAUGUGUUUUACUAGUUAGAAAAGGCAUUGGUUGUUGUGGCUGUUAUUGCAUCCAUUAUUUCAUUAACUAGUCAUAUAUUUAGAUUUGGGUGUUUGAA
Molecule: messenger RNA, 1302 nt
Organism: Lotus japonicus
Lineage: Eukaryota; Viridiplantae; Streptophyta; Magnoliopsida; Fabales; Fabaceae
Exons: 10
Coding region: 239-1153 (304 amino acids)
Source: RefSeq, a predicted model, not a curated record